AUGCUUUUCUUUCUUGUGGCGAGUUACGAAACAACAUCAACUGCAUUGGCAUGGUUUAUUCAUCUGAUGAGUAAAAAUCCUCGUGUACAAGCAAAAAUCAAAACUGAACUAGGCGAUAAUAAACAACAACGUCUCUCUAUUGAACAACUUGAAUCUCUUGAAUAUUUGAAUUGUGUUAUUCAAGAAGUACUUCGUUUUGCACCACCUGCAUACGCCACUAUACGUAGUGUAACUAUUGACGAUAUAUUACCGGCAAGUGGCGUUCAAUUGCGCAAAGGCGAUGAAAUUUGGAUUAAUAUUUUUAAUUUAACUCGAGAUAAACGCUAUUGGAAGAUCGAUCCAGAUCUAUUCUAUCCUGAACGAUUUCAAGGUGAAGACAAAGAUCAUCAUCCAUAUGCAUUGAUUCCAUUCGGGAGUGGUCAUCGGCAAUGUAUCGGACAAGACUUAGCUCGAUUAGAGCUGAAAGCAAUCGCGGUCAGACUAAUGCAACACGUCACUUUCAGUGAUGGUGGUCUCGAAGUCAAUGCAGGUGGAUUCAUCUCAAAAACUAUGCUCAUGCCAAAGAAUGUUGGUGUGACAAUAACUUUCGACUAA
This is a messenger RNA of Rotaria sp. Silwood2, 594 nucleotides long. The record is from the annotation of a GenBank genome assembly. NCBI's taxonomy places the organism in Eukaryota, Metazoa, Rotifera, Eurotatoria, Philodinida, Philodinidae.